Molecule: messenger RNA, 1378 nt
Organism: Vigna unguiculata (cowpea)
Lineage: Eukaryota; Viridiplantae; Streptophyta; Magnoliopsida; Fabales; Fabaceae
Product: dihydroflavonol 4-reductase
Biological process (GO): anthocyanin-containing compound biosynthetic process
Molecular function (GO): dihydroflavanol 4-reductase activity
Source: RefSeq, a predicted model, not a curated record
AAGUCAACGUAUCCAACUCUAUUCAUUUUUCAUCAGAGUUUCAACGUUUUAUCUUAGUUUUUUGGGUGAGAAAAAGAGAAAGGUAGAAGAUAAUGGGUUCAGUUUCUGAAACCGUUUGCGUCACCGGAGCUUCUGGUUUCAUCGGGUCAUGGCUCGUUAUGAGACUCAUCGAGCGUGGCUACACCGUUCGAGCCACCGUUCGUGACCCAGGGAACAUGAAGAAGGUGAAGCAUUUGGUGGAGCUGCCAGGUGCAAAGACCAAGCUCUCUCUGUGGAAGGCUGAUCUAGGUGAUGAGGGAAGCUUUGAUGAAGCCAUUAAAGGAUGCACCGGAGUUUUUCAUGUCGCAACUCCAAUGGACUUUGAGUCUAAGGAUCCUGAGAAUGAAAUGAUAAAACCUACGGUAAACGGAGUUCUAGACAUCAUGAAAGCUUGCAUGAAGGCAAAGACAGUGAGAAGGCUUGUGUUUACAUCUUCAGCAGGAACACUUAAUGUGAUUGAGCACCAAAAGCCCAUUUUUGAUGAAACUUGUUGGAGUGACGUUGAGUUUUGUAGGAGAGUAAAGAUGACCGGUUGGAUGUAUUUCGUUUCUAAAACACUAGCUGAGAAAGAAGCAUGGAAAUUCGCGAAAAAGCAUGGCAUGGACUUCAUCACUAUCAUUCCACCUCUUGUUGUUGGUCCCUUUCUGAUGCCAACAAUGCCACCUAGCCUAAUCACUGCUCUUUCUCUCAUCACAGGAAAUGAGAGCCAUUAUUCGAUCAUAAAGCAAGGUCAAUUCGUGCACUUGGAUGAUCUAUGUCUUGCUCACAUAUUUCUGUUUGAACAACCAAAAGUUGAAGGGAGGUACAUAUGCAGUGCAUGUGACACCACUAUUCAUCACAUUGCCAAACUAAUCAAUGAAAAAUACCCUGAAUACAACAUCCCCACCAAGUUCAAGAAUAUUCCAAAUGAACUCGAGGUUGUGAGAUUUUCUUCGAAGAAGAUCGAAGGCUUGGGAUUCCAGUUUAAGUAUAGCUUAGAGGACAUGUACUGUGGAGCAAUUGAUACAUGCAGAGACAAAGGGCUUCUUCCUAAACCUGCAAAAAAUCCACUCAGUAGUACUAUCAUUCAGAAUGCAAAAACUUCAAUGAAUGGCAUCGUUCAGAACUAAACACAUGCUUUCAUUUCUUGUUGCAUGAAUGUUUCUUGGUUAAUUAUUUUCAAUCUCGGUUUUUUUAUUAAGUUAGAAAUGUGACUAUAUUGUAACAUGAAUCUUCUAAUAAAGUCUCAUGACUUUGCAUGUUUGAGGCUCAUCUAUAUGUAAAACUACGGUUUUUAGUGCUCAACAUGUACUUUUGUUGAUUCAAGUGAUUAUGGUCACAUAGUUGUUCACUCAUGCAA